AUGCGCAUAGGCCGCGAGGUUGCAUGCUGCCAAGCCCGGACUCCUCAACUCGUCAACAACAACCAGAAGCCGAAAGCACAGCCCGUCGUGGCCUUUUUGAUGACUAACGUCCUAAUUUUCCAUCAUUUAGUAUGCGCUAUUUUCCCUUCGUAUAAAUUCCGUUACUAUCUCAAAAUACUAGUUCCACGUCAGCAAGUAGUCGGAGGGGAUAGGGACAUGGAUAACUGCUAUAAGACAGAGACGAAGCUUUGGCUAUCUGGCUUUGAGGCUUCUAGCCCCAAACACAACUUUCUAAAGGAGCCUAGGAUUGUCGCAAGGGCAGACUUUGAGUACCAACUUUUCAGGGGCUUGGUUAGGCGCUUCCAGUGGCUCAUACUUUCAGCUCAGCAUGUGGAUAACCAGCACACGAAGCAACUGCAACCAUAA
Lindgomyces ingoldianus is the source of this 426-nucleotide messenger RNA. RefSeq lists its product as uncharacterized. The record is from RefSeq and is a predicted model, not a curated record. The coding region runs from base 1 to 426 and encodes 141 amino acids. NCBI's taxonomy places the organism in Eukaryota, Fungi, Ascomycota, Dothideomycetes, Pleosporales, Lindgomycetaceae. The transcript is spliced from 5 exons.